AUGACCACAAGACCCCCGAAGCUCGUCGCCUUCGAUCUCGACUAUACCCUUUGGCCUCUCUGGAUAGAUACCCACGUUACCCCACCUCUGAGGCGCGAAGGAGACGAGCUCAACGCAGUCCACGAUCGGUACGACAACAAGAUCAGCUUCUACCACGACGUCCCGCAGAUCCUGCACCGUCUCCAAUCAGCCGGCGUCAUCGUCGCAGCCUGCUCGCGCACGAGCGCACCAGAGCUCGCGCGCAAGGCGCUCUCCCUCCUCCUCGUCCCCCCGCGCGCGGGCGACAAACACGGCCCGGUGAAGCCCGCAAUCGAGUUCUUCGACCAGAUGGAGAUCUACCCCGGCUCGAAGCUGACGCACUUCAGGAAGCUGCAGCAGAAGACCGGGAUCCCUUAUUCCGAGAUGCUGUUCUUCGACGACGAACACCGCAACAAGGAAGUCCAAGCGCUGGGCGUCACGUUCGCGCUCGUGCGAAACGACUUCACCGAGCGCACAUUCGAAGAAGGCCUCGCCGCAUGGCGGCAGCUGCAUCCUGUAGAAGUGACAGAAGAUGCCGGCGGCGACGACGUCAAGGGCAUCUAA
Messenger RNA from Heterobasidion irregulare TC 32-1, 582 nucleotides. RefSeq lists its product as uncharacterized. The transcript has 8 exons. The record is from RefSeq and is a predicted model, not a curated record. Gene Ontology annotation, molecular function: acid phosphatase activity. The coding region runs from base 1 to 582 and encodes 193 amino acids. Lineage: Eukaryota; Fungi; Basidiomycota; Agaricomycetes; Russulales; Bondarzewiaceae.